GUGUGGGAGUGGUGGGGCCUACUACAGCCCACCUAACAACCCUUUCUCAGCCAUUGAAGCAUGCAUAGUAUAAUAUAUAUAGCUCUCUGUAUUUAAGACAACCAUAUAAUAGAACAUCAAUCACGGUUUUUUGUGCUUAUCUGUCUAGGCUUUACUAGUUGAAAAAUGUCGCAGAUUCGACAGUUAGCAGAUACCAACAUUGGAUCGCAACGAACUAGCAACAUCAGCAUUUCAGAUGAUGUGUGGUCAACUAUGUCAACUAUGCUUUCUGCUUUACAAAAGGGGGACCUGGACACGGUCAAGCAUGUCAUAGAGUCAAUUGUUGAGCCUUUGAUUCGCCGAAUUGUAAAAGAGGAACUUGAAUCCGUGAAGGAAAGGAUUUUAACUAGCAUGAACCAAAAGGAAGCGGAAGGAAACACAGAAGAAAAGCAACAGGAAGGGAUGGGUGCGAGGAACUCUGGGAAUAAGAUACAUUGUUCUGAGCCGAGAAGAAUGCAGCUACGGUUCCUAGACAAACUCCCUUUGCUGUUAGAGACAGGAUGCCACAUUAAAGGAGAAAACUGUAGCUCUGCCAGAAUAGGUUUAUUUGAUGAUAAAGAGCAAGUUGUCACAUCUGGGCCUGAAGCCUCUGCAAAAGUAGAAAUUUUUGUUCUUCGGGUAGAUCCUGAUAAGGAUGAAGAACAUGAAUGGACACAGGAAGAAUUCAACUUAAAGAUUGUUAAAGCUAUUCUAACUGGAAAUGCAUUUCUCAAUCUGAAAGAAGGCAUUGGCUCAUUAGAUGAGAUUUCUUUUGCGCAUAGAGCAAUUUGGAUGAAAAAAAGUGAGUUUAGGCUGGGAGCACGAAUUGUGGAUAAUUUUAAUGGGACUAAAGUAAGAGUAGCAAAGUCCGAGUGCUUCUUCUUAAAGGAUUUCCGCAACAAACGGGAUGAGAAGCACCGCCCCCCAUCUCUAAAUGAUGAGGUAUGGAGGCUAGAUAACAUUGGCAGAAGCGGACCUAUUGUGAAGCGUCUAAGUAAGGAAAACAUCAAAACUGUGCAGGAUUUUCUGGAAAAGUUUGUUAUGGACCGUCAGGGCCUCCGAGAUAUCCUUGGCAAUGGCAUACCUGAUAUGAAAUUGGAAGGCACCUUGCAACAUGCUCUUAGCUGUAAACAACUCGACAAGAGGUUUAUCUACCCCCCUCCCAGUUCUCAACAAAAAACUCGUGUAGUUUUCGAUGCUGUUGGACAAGUAGUGGCAAAAGUCUCUGGAUGCCAUUGCAUUCCUAUUGAUAACUUGUCUGAAACAGAAAAGGCUGAUGCCCAGAAAUUGGUAGUAUCCGCAUUUGAACACCGGGGUCAAAUAGUCCCUUAUGAUGAUAAUUCGCCCCCAAAUUUAACCUGGAUGGAGAGUCCUAGUAGUCCUAAUGUUGGUACACCUCACAUGAUUGCUGGAUAUGAUUGUACACAGCCAAGUACUUCUCAGGGUAUCGUCUCAUUGAAUAAUUCCAUUGGAACUUCUCAAACGAUUGGUAUUGGCGAUAUGGAGUUGACAUAUGGAACCUUGGAAUUUCGAUGUGAGCAUUCGCAAGCCACAUGCCAAGUUCCAAAUGACCAAAUGUUGGAUUUUAUGUCAAUGUGUCAAGAUAUUGGCAAACAUUUUAAUCAAUUUUUGGACGAGUCUCUGGCUGUUGCCAUUGAUAAAGCCCAAAGAAAAUGGUUAAAAUUAUCUGUGGUGCUGAGAUUCUCACUGAGAAAGAGGAUUGAGGUUGAGGAUUUGGAUCACGAACGGAAAAAGCAGAGACUUCAUUAGUGGACUGUGCAGGAAGAAUGCUUCAAUUUACACUCCAUAUAUAAGAUUUCUAGGUGCUGCCCGGUAAGGAUUGUGAGCAGUUGUAGUGUGUGUCGAAUUUUUUUUUUUUUUUUUUGUAGUAGAUUUGUAUAAUAUAUAGAGUUGAUUGUUUAUAAAUGACUAUGAUAAAUCACAGUUAUGUUUUGAUUAAUUUGUCAGUAAAAGGCAGCGCUCUUGUUUGGA
Camellia sinensis is the source of this 2010-nucleotide messenger RNA. The record is from RefSeq and is a predicted model, not a curated record. NCBI's taxonomy places the organism in Eukaryota, Viridiplantae, Streptophyta, Magnoliopsida, Ericales, Theaceae.